Molecule: messenger RNA, 1359 nt
Organism: Adineta ricciae
Lineage: Eukaryota; Metazoa; Rotifera; Eurotatoria; Adinetida; Adinetidae
Source: the annotation of a GenBank genome assembly
AUGAAUGACAUUAUUGUCGAACUGAGCUCAAGUUUACAAGGUCAUUCAAAUGGUGGUGAUGCUGCGUCUGAGGAAAGACCUCGUCAAUCUGCCGCAUGUAAUUGUCCAGAAACAUCAAAAACUAAAUCAAAUGUCGCAGGUUCAUCGGUAUUCAUUCAAACUUCAAUUUCAAACAAAACUGUGACAUGUACAGAAGUCAAGAAUACGUCAGCAGUCCAACGUGCAAUCCUUAUUUUUUAUCCACAUCACCAACGUGACUAUUUCUUUCCAGAAGUCAGAUGGCUUUAUCGUUCAUGGGUUGAAAUGUUGCGUACUCAACCACGAACGUGGCGAACGGAUUUUGUGAUAUUCACAUAUAACUUUUCCUCAGAGUUUCGAAGUCUCGGUUGUGUGAAUCGCAUACGAACGAAUAAAGACGAACCCUCGAUAUGCCGACUUUUUCUCUAUGUACCUGUACAAUAUCGAACAGCACAACUGAUAAAGGAUAAUUUUCAAACUGCAUUCGAUAAUGCCAAAAGCGUUAUGGCAUCCUAUAAAGAUAUGACAGAUCCUUUUAUUGGCGUUCCUAUACCAACCGAUGCGCAAACAUUUGAUGCACAACGUUCUGAUUCUCUCUACAGAAAUCUUCGAUCGUAUGGUUAUGUUGAUUCUAUUAAUACAAUCUACGAAGGUUAUUGGACUUUCAAAAUGUAUGAUUUUAUUCUACGAACAGAUAUCGAUGUGUUUAUUUAUCGGCAUUUUGCUAAUUAUAUUCCACAAAAUUGUUCGUUUAUAACUGGUGGUGGUGGCUAUGGAACAGAUUUCAAUCGCCGAAAAUUAAAACGCAUUUCUCGUGACAUGGGUUUUGCUCAUGCUGGCAUCUCUGGCAUGGGUUCCACUUGGUAUGGCUCGCCAUAUGAUGGAUAUCUAGUAGCUAAUCAAACUUUGAAUGGUAUGUUAUGGUUAGCGCAAUAUGAAUUUGCAACUCCGGAACGAGAAUCGAAAUUAGGAACGUUGAUGUGGCCCGAAUGGCAUUACGGUGUGUUACUUCUCUACGGUCAGCAUUUAGCAUUGAAUCACUUAGUUGCUACAAAUGAAAUUCGAAUCAUUAUUGGUAACAAUCUUCUCGAUCAAUCAACGACCGACAAGAGUAAUUCAUACAUCCAGCAAGGUACACGUCUUAAUUUACAUUGUUGGCAUACAAACGAACGUUUUUCUAAAUUUGCUUUUAAACUCGGCCAUUACAAUCAAAGUGAACUGGAAUUAUAUCGAAACGAUAUGACUGCCCAAGCAUAUGCGAUGCGAAUGGCACUUGAAUCGAAAUAUAUGACACUUGAAGAAAUGGCUGGAUUACUUAAAAAUGUAUCUGUCUCAUCGUAG